AUGAGUGACAAUGGGACCAACUUUGUCGGUGCCAACAACACAUUAAGUGAACUGCGUUCAUUCCUUCAGUCCACACCUGUACAAGACAAGGUACAUGGGUACUGCUUAGAACGAGAGAUGACCUGGCAGUUCAUACCUCCAGCUGCGCCACAUUUCGGAGGCUUGUGGGAAGCAAAUGUCAAGUCCUGCAAGUCUAUCCUGAAGCGUAUCACCAACCAUCAAGUCUAUACCCACGAGGAACUCGAGACAUUAUUUUGUCAGAUAGAAGCCAUAAUGAAUUCAAGACCCUUGUGUGCCAUGUCCAUGGAUUCCAGUGACUACUCUGCACUGACUCCCGGACACUUCCUCAUUGGAGAAGCAUUGCUUGCUGUGCCCAGUUUGGAUUAUGUCAACACACCAUGUAAUCGUCUCAACCGUUGGAAAUUACUCCAGCAGCAGCAGCAGCAGUUCUGGCGGCAAUGGUCGUCAGACUACCUCCACACCCUGCAACAACGCCUCAAAUGGCGUACACCUCGAUGUAAUCUUCAAGUGGAUGAUCUUGUCGCUGUGAAGGAUGACCACACCUCACCCUUGCAAUGGCCCUUGGCCAGAGUCAUCGCCCUACAUCCAAAUACCCAUGACGACCUGGUGCGAGUCGUCACCAUCCGCACAGCCCACUCCACUUACAAGCGACCCAUUACAAAACUUAUUAAGUUACCCAUUGCAUAA
This is a messenger RNA of Acyrthosiphon pisum (pea aphid), 708 nucleotides long. RefSeq lists its product as uncharacterized. Lineage: Eukaryota; Metazoa; Arthropoda; Insecta; Hemiptera; Aphididae. The record is from RefSeq and is a predicted model, not a curated record. The transcript has a single exon. The coding region runs from base 1 to 708 and encodes 235 amino acids. Gene Ontology annotation, molecular function: nucleic acid binding.